CUGUUCGACGAAAUGUCUCAGUGAAACUCAAGGCGGAAACAAAUUAUGAAAACAGUCCCGCAAAUUUGCAUCCAAACACACUUGCAAUUAGAAUAAUGUUGAGACGCAUCUCUUCUCAUCUCUCUCCUCUUCUUCGAACCCCCAAUUCAUCUCUUGUUUCCUAUGUCAAUCAGGCUUCUCACUGCUUAAGGAUGCUGGAAACAUUUAGUACGGAUACCACAUUCCCGGUGCAAGGUCGAAUUUUGUCCAAAGAGAAGCCACAAUUCGUAGCUUUUGUCCUGGGUGGUCCUGGAAGCGGGAAAGGUACGCAGUGUGAAAAGAUUGUGGAGACAUACGGAUUUACACAUUUGAGUGCAGGAGACCUGUUAAGACAUGAAAUAUCCUCUAAAAGUGAACAUGGGUCGAUGAUUCUUGAAAUCAUCAAAGAGGGAAAAAUUGUUCCUUCAGAGGUUACGGUCGAGUUAAUCCAGAAGGCUAUCAGUUUUCCAGAUAAUCAAAAUCACAAGUUCCUGAUUGAUGGAUUCCCACGAACUGAAGAGAAUCGGUUGGCAUAUGAGCGGAUCAUUGGAGCUGAUCCAAACCUUGUGCUUUUUUUCGAUUGCCCUGAAGAAGUGAUGGUGAAUAGAAUCUUAAACCGUAAUCAGGGAAGGGUUGAUGAUAAUGAUGAAACAGUUAAAACUCGUCUAAAAGUAUUCAAGGAAUUAAGUCUUCCUGUUGUCAAAUACUACUCCAAGAAAGGGAUACUUCACACGAUUGACGGAGUUGGAACUGAAGAUGAAAUAUUUCAGCAAGUUCGUGAGGUUUUUUCUGCAUAUGAGCCAAUAAUUAGAUGAUGGCUCAAUGAAGAAAGAAUAAUGAAGUGGAUCCUUUUUUUUUCCCAGACGGAUGCUGCUGAAGAAGAGGAUGCUGCUUGACUCCUGUAAUUCUGAGAAGGUCAACCAGUCUCGUUUUCGAGCUAAAAUUACAAGUUUAUAGCUUGCAGGAUAAUGUCACUUCCUUCUCAAGACAAGAGGGAUCAAUACUCGAUAGAUACUUUGGGAGUAGAUGAAAUCAUCUAUCCCCAAUUCUGCUUCCAUCUCAAGUUAGGGAGUGGAUAAAAAUUACAAGUUCAAAACUGAAAAUGAAAUACUUUGUAUAGAUUUUAUCAGUUUUACAUGAUAAUUUUCCAUUACAUUGGGAAUUUGGGAGGAGUGGAUGAUUUUUAUGAUUUGUCCACUUCCAUCUUUUGUGCCUUUUCUUUUUCAUAGGCCAUAUUAUAAGUCUAUAUUGCAAA
Messenger RNA from Chenopodium quinoa (quinoa), 1273 nucleotides. Its product is annotated as UMP-CMP kinase-like. The record is from RefSeq and is a predicted model, not a curated record. Gene Ontology annotation, biological process: UDP biosynthetic process; CDP biosynthetic process; 'de novo' pyrimidine nucleobase biosynthetic process. The transcript has 9 exons. Gene Ontology annotation, molecular function: ATP binding; UMP kinase activity. Gene Ontology annotation, cellular component: cytoplasm; nucleus. The coding region runs from base 96 to 833 and encodes 245 amino acids. Lineage: Eukaryota; Viridiplantae; Streptophyta; Magnoliopsida; Caryophyllales; Amaranthaceae.